UUCAGCGGCUGUUUCCGAUUGGUCUGCUUGUUUCCCUGUCAGUCCGGGCCGGUGAGCCCCUCAGCCGCCGGCCUGUUCUGUUUAGCAGCACCGUAACAUGGAGUCACCUCCAGGGCCCUGCUCCUCCCCUCCGGGGCCCCGGCCCGUGCCCCCACCUCGCAAAGGCUCCAUGGAACGCCGGCCCCUGAGUCCUCUCAGGAGAGGAGCCGAACAUCUGGGGGCCGGGGAUGCUGCCGGCGACGUCAGUGCCCGGGGGAGUAUACCUGGGGCCCCUGAGAGGGCCACAGUUACCCAGAGGGUGCUGAUAGUAAUGCAGAGCCAUGCUGGCUCCCGGACUGCUGCUGGGAGCAGCCAUGGACCCGCUGCCCCUGAGAACACCCCGAUAACAACCUGGGGCCCAGAGAGACCCCCACCGGUGACCCCAGUACUGGACCAAGGGGAGCCCCCGACACCGGACACCCAGUCCUACCAGGGGCCCCUCCCGAUACCAAGCACCCUGAACCACGCAGCACCAGGAGGCACGACCAGUGGCAUCACACAGGGCUGGGCGCUCCCCCCGCCUCACAGCGGGCAGGUGGUGGACAUAGGACGUAUAGCGAGGGACCCCGAAGCAGACCGGACACCCCCUAAUGGUAUGGGGGCUCAGGACUGCUCUACUGCCCCGUCACAGGAUGGAGAGGGGACACCGAUCCCACAGGACAUGGGGAGGCAGGUGGACCUUCUCAGCCAGGAUGUGUGUGAGAAUGACGCCAUGCUGACCGAUGGUGCCUCGCAGAGCAUUGCUCCUCUACAUCCGCAGAACAUAAGUCCAGAAGACGUGAAGAGCGCUCUGUCUGUAAGACCAGAAGACGUGAAGAGCGCUCCGUCUGUAAGACCAGAAGACGUGAAGAGCGCUCCGGCCAUAAGACCAGAAGAUGUGAAGAGCGCUCCGUCCGUAAGACCAGAAGACGUGAAGAGCGCUCCGCCUGUAAGACCAGAAGACGUGAAGAGCGCUCCGUCUGUAAGACCAGAAGACGUGAAGAGCGCUCCGUCUGUAAGACCAGAAGACGUGAAGAGCGCUCCGUCUGUAAGACCAGAAGACGUGAAGAGCGCUCCGUCCGUAAGACCAGAAGACGUGAAGAGCGCUCCGCCUGUAAGACCAGAAGACGUGAAGAGCGCUCCGUCUGUAAGACCAGAAGACGUGAAGAGCGCUCCGUCUGUAAGACCAGAAGACGUGAAGAGCGCUCCGUCUGUAAGACCAGAAGACGUGAAGAGCGCUCCGUCUGUAAGACCAGAAGACGUGAAGAGUGCUCCGUCUGUAAGACCAGAAGACGUAAAGAGUGCUCCGUCUGUAAGACCAGAAGACGUAAAGAGUGCUCCGUCUGUAAGACCAGAAGACGUAAAGAGCGCUCCGUCUGUAAGACCAGAAGACGUGAUGAGCGCUCCGUCUGUAAGACCAGAAGACGUGAUGAGCGCUCCGUCCGUAAGACCAGAAGACGUGAAGAGCGCUCCGUCCGUAAGACCAGAAGACGUGAAGAGCGCUCCGUCCGUAAGACCAGAAGACGUGAAGAGCGCUCCGUCUGUAAGACCAGAAGACGUGAAGAGCGCUCCGUCUGUAAGACCAGAAGACGUGAAGAGCGCUCCGUCUGUAAGACCAGAAGACGUGAAGAGCGCUCCGUCUGUAAGACCAGAAGACGUGAAGAGCGCUCCGUCUGUAAGACCAGAAGACGUGAAGAGCGCUCCGUCUGUAAGACCAGAAGACGUGAAGAGCGCUCCGUCUGUAAGACCAGAAGACGUGAAGAGCGCUCCGUCUGUAAGACCAGAAGACGUGAAGAGCGCUCUUGCAAUAGGACUGGAAGACGUGAAGAGUUUUAAGGCCGAAAGAUCGGAAGACGUGAAGAGAGCCCCAGCCAUAAGACCAGAAGACAUGAAGAGCGCUCCGGCCGUAAGAUCAGAAGAUGUGAAGAGCAUUCAAGCUAUAAGACCAGAAGAUGUGAAGGGCGCUGCUGUUGUAAGAAUGGAAGAUGUGCCAAGCACUCCAACUAUAAUAACAGAAGUCACACAGAUCACUCCUCAUGUGCAGAACACUGUGGUGGGUGACAUCACACCCACUCCGAUGAAUCCCACUUCCCAGAGUCAAACGUCCAGUCUGCCUGCACAGCCAAGUCUUGGGUGGUCAUCCGUAUCCCCAGUUCGUGUCCCGGACCCUUUGAGCCCACACAGAAACAUGUCCUCUAAGCCACCUCUUCCUAUCCCCCCUAGGUCCAGUCUGUACCCUGGUCAUCCCUUUCGUGAACAGGAGACCUCCGUUAGUCACGAGACUGUGUCUUUGUCCAGUUUCAAAUCCAAAGCUCCGGCCCCAGACACACUCAGUUAUCUCGACUCUGUCAGUCUGAUGUCUGGCACCAUGGAGUCCCUCACCCUGCUGGAUGACACCAGCUCCAUAGGCUCUGACUCAGAGAUCAAUGGCAUGCCGUACAGGAAGACCGACAAAUACGGCUUUCUUGGAGGAAAUCAGUUCAGCGGUAACGGAGAUACCUCAAUCCCUGUGGAAAUUGCUCGACAGCGAGAACUGAAGUGGUUAGAAAUGUUCAGUAAUUGGGAUAAGUGGCUGACAAGGCGUUUUCAGAAGGUGAAGCUGAGAUGUAGGAAGGGGAUCCCAUCUUCACUGAGGGCCAAGGCCUGGCAGUUGCUCUCGAACAGUCAUGAUCUUCUGAUGAAAAACCCUGGGAAAUUCGAGGAAAUGGAGCGACAGCAAGGAGACCCCAAGUGGCUGGAUGUAAUUGAGAAAGAUCUCCACCGGCAGUUUCCUUUUCAUGAGAUGUUUGCUGCACGAGGAGGGCACGGGCAGCAGGAUCUGUACCGCAUCCUGAAGGCAUAUACCGUAUACCGACCAGAGGAAGGAUACUGCCAGGCUCAGGCUCCGGUGGCAGCCGUGCUGCUCAUGCACAUGCCGGCUGAGCAAGCGUUUUGGUGUCUGGUCCAGAUCUGUGACAAGUACCUCCCGGGAUAUUAUAGCGCUGGCCUGGAAGCCAUACAGCUGGAUGGGGAGAUUUUCUUUGCUCUGUUGCGCAGAGUUUGCCCCAUGGCUUACAGACACCUGAAGAAGUUUAAGAUUGAUCCCAUCUUGUAUAUGACGGAGUGGUUCAUGUGCAUAUUCUCCCGCACACUACCCUGGGCGUCAGUGCUGCGUGUAUGGGACAUGUUCUUCUGUGAAGGUGUGAAGAUUGUAUUCCGUGUGGGGCUGGUGUUACUGCGGCAUACCCUGGGGUCGGUGGACAAGCUUCGGAGCUGUCAGGGGAUGUACGAGACAAUGGAGAAGCUGAGGAGUCUCCCGGUGCACUGUAUGCAGGAAGAUGUGCUGCUCCCUGAGGUGAGUUCUGUUCCUGUCACUGAUGCGUUAAUAGAGAGAGAGAGCAACACUCAGUUACGGAAAUGGCGGGAGAAUCGAGGGGAGUUACAGUACCGACCCUCGCGACGUCUACAUGGAGCCAAACAGAUCUAUGAAGAGAAGCUGCGCCUUAAUCCCACCCUGAGUGGCAGCCGGCUUAGUUUGUCCAGCAUUCGACGACCUUCCCCACCACCCACGCCAGCUCUCGCUGUCCAGCCUGAAUCUGUAGUGGUGUCUGAAGGACUGCACCCUGCACUGCCGUCCCCCACCUCCAACAAGACUCCCCUCGGACUACCCAAAGAGGUAUCCAAGAAGGGCAAGGAGAAGCAAAAGGAGCAAGAGAAAAUAAAAGAGAAAGAAGAGCGCGAGCUCGAAAAGAAGAGAGAAAAGGAGGAGCGAGAAGAGCGCCGGAGGGAGAAAGAGCGGGAAAAGCAGAAGGAGAAGGAGGAAAAGCGAGUGCAGAAAGAGAGAGAGAAAACAGAUUCCAGACAGAAGAGAGAGAGGAAAUUUUCCUUCAGACGCAAAGAAUCUUCUCCUGCCUCAGACUCCCCGCAAAACAGUGGCCCCAGGGCCACAGACAGCAGUGCAGCUCAUGACACUUACUUCUGAGGGCCACAUAGUAAAGCUGCUUGUCAGUGGCCCUAGAGUCUUAUGGGCUGGAGUGUCCUGCCGGAUGAGACGACUUGUUACCUGUGCUCCUGGCUCUGCUAUGGCCUGAUAUCCGCAGCUGGGGACGGUGAUACCUCUCACGUUGUCAUAGGAAACCUUAAAACUGGAAACCCUUUACUCCAAGGCACUUUUUUUCCCCCCGUUCUCCAGCAGCAGCAGCUUUCUCCUCUGCCCCCAGUCCUCUGUGUAUAGACCUGUGGGACAGUGGCCUCUGUUCUGUUCAGGAGGAGAAACGCUCUUCUUCCACCUGUGGCCUGUUUUCCUUCUUUCAUCACUGCUGCAUGCCCAUCAUUCUCCUGGCACCUGCAUCGUAGAGGUGUGAGCAGGCGUGGGUGAGGUGCCCAUGGCGGUGCCUUGUAGACAAGCAGGAAGCAGCUGCCUCGUUUUGCACUCUGCAUUGAAAUGAAUGGAAUGUCCUUGUUUACAACCAUGUGAGGGACUGCACUUGAUUUGUGUCCCCUUCCCGAUUCUCGCCUUCAGUGCAUGCCCCUCCCCCACAUUUCAGUUUUAUUUGUAUAUAUUUUGGUUACGUUGCUUUAUGUUUUUAAGUGAUUCUAUAACUGUCUUCUAAGCUUACUGUAUGCAGCUAAUUCCACCAUAUGUGCUCUGCACAACAUGGGGCAAUAUGGACCGAAGACUUGUGUACAUAUAUGUAUAUUUAUCUCCGUGUGGAAGGUGAGACGUGAUUUGUGCUGAGACUCAUCCUGCAAUGCAUCCAAUCACUGCUUAUCCUAAGCUGCCUCUGCCCUAACUAUAGGUCCUCCUCCCCUCUGCUCUCAAUGAGCUCCUGUCUCUGCACCAUCCCUAUAAUGACCUCUUCUCUCUGUGCCAUCCCUAUAAUGAGCUCCUGUCUCUGCACCAUCCCUAUAAUG
Messenger RNA from Bufo bufo (common toad), 4911 nucleotides. Its product is annotated as TBC1 domain family member 10B-like. The coding region runs from base 98 to 3979 and encodes 1293 amino acids. Lineage: Eukaryota; Metazoa; Chordata; Amphibia; Anura; Bufonidae. The transcript has 11 exons. The record is from RefSeq and is a predicted model, not a curated record.